AUGUCUGCAACCACUACACGACAUCCGUUGACAAAGCGCAAUCUCGCCAUCCUCGAUCGGCUUCUUCAGAGCAAACACACUACCGGACCAAUCACCUCAUGGGCCGAGAAGGUCAUAUCCGAAGAGCAGCUCCAACUGCUUUGCUCCCAGCCUCGCACUGCCCUCUCCGGCAAAAGUCUGCUCACCGGAGAUAGCACGACUGAGACAACCAUCGAGCGUGACAUGGACCUUUCCACCCAGGGGGUACGCAUUCCCUCCAUCGCUGCCACAACCACGACAGACCCUUUCAAGAUCUUCGAAGAUGGCCAACGUCCGUUCAUGUGUCUCGAGAGUCCGCUGGAGCGGUAUCUUACCCCGGGAUCCAGUGAACCGAGCUACUUUAGUCGUUCCGCCCUGGCGCAAGUGGGGCUUCAGUAUGGAGAUAUGGAGGGGAAGAGAGAGAGAGCUGAUAUUGCGCGUGGACAUUUGGAGACCGUGAGAGAUAAUGCUCUUCAAGCUCGAGAGCAAGCCGGCAAAUAG
Messenger RNA from Aspergillus mulundensis, 519 nucleotides. RefSeq lists its product as uncharacterized. The transcript has 2 exons. The coding region runs from base 1 to 519 and encodes 172 amino acids. Lineage: Eukaryota; Fungi; Ascomycota; Eurotiomycetes; Eurotiales; Aspergillaceae. The record is from RefSeq and is a predicted model, not a curated record.